Messenger RNA from Ziziphus jujuba (common jujube), 2462 nucleotides. RefSeq names its product vacuolar protein 8. The coding region runs from base 274 to 1947 and encodes 557 amino acids. The transcript has 2 exons. Gene Ontology annotation, molecular function: protein binding. Lineage: Eukaryota; Viridiplantae; Streptophyta; Magnoliopsida; Rosales; Rhamnaceae. The record is from RefSeq and is a predicted model, not a curated record.
GCUAACCAAUUUCUAAACUUUCUACCGUCCGAUUGAUCAUCACAUCAUCUCUGCUUAAUUAAAUCAAAUCAAACCAAACCAAACAUCAACAACCUCAGAGCAACAGAACACAAAUAUCGUGUCAACCGCACAGAAUACUUACCCUAUCUGCUGGUCCAACGUUGUUGCUUGAUCCAUUGGAUUUUUUUUUUUUUUGUUUUUCGGUUCUCUCUUUCUUUCUCGCUCUCAAGUCUCUGAACCCUAAGACUGACUUUCCCUCCUUCAUUACCCGCCAUGAAAUUACCAGAAACCCACCACCACCUCCAUGAAGCUCAGAAGCUCGCAUCUGCUCUUAUGGAUCAAAUUCCUCAAGUCCAGAGCUUCAAAGGCAAAUGGGCACUCGUCAAAACCAAAAUCGCCACUCUUCCAAAUCAGCUCCGAGUCCUUUCCGACUCGCCAAACUUCUCCACAACUCCACUCGCCUUCGAACUGGUUCAGUCCGUCGCUCAAACACUCUCCGAAACUCUGAUCCUCGUUGCGAAAUGCUUGAAUCCUACCCCUGCUGACGGAAAGCUCAGAACGCAGAGCGACAUUGAUUCGGUCUCGGCGAAGCUCGAUCAGCAUGUGAAAGACAUUGAGCUCUUGAUCAAUUCUCGGGUUCUUCAAGAAAGCAGUAGUCUUGGUGGUGAUUCUGAAUCGGCGAGUUCGAAGCAAGACGCCGUCAGGGUCGAGGCGAGGAACUUGAUAACUCGGUUGCAGAUUGGGAAUUCCGAGUCCAGGAACUCGGCGAUGGACUCGUUGUUGGGUCUGCUUUACGAGGACGAUAAGAGCGUUUUGAUCGCCGUGGAUCAGGGUGUUGUUCCGGUGCUUGUGAAUUUGCUCGACUCGAGCUCCGUGGAGAUUAAGGAGAAAGCGGUGUCUGCAAUUUCAAGGGUUUCGAUUGUGGGUAGUGGCAAGCAUUUACUGGUUGUGGAAGGGGCUUUGCUAAUCACUCAUUUGCUUAGGAUCUUAGAUUCCAGAAAUGGGUUCGCAAGAGAGAAAGCUUGUAUCGCACUUCAAGCUCUCAGCUUUUCUGAGGAAAAUGCCAGAUUGAUAGGUUGCAGAGGUGGGAUUGUUUCCCUUUUGGAGAUUUGCCAAUCUGGGACUCCAUAUUCGCAGGCUUACGCGGCUGGGACUCUGCGAAAUCUUUCUGGGUUUUCUGAAAUUAGUAAAUAUUUUAUUGAGGAGAAUGCAAUUCCAGUGCUGGUUGGGGUUGCCGCUUCAGGGACUUUUAUUGCUCAAGGAAAUGCUAUUGAGUGUCUCAGUAAUCUGGUUUCAAAAGAUGAGAGCUUGAAAUUCAUAAUUGCUCAGGAAGGUGGAAUUCAGUGCUUGAAAAUUUUCUGGGAUGCUGCGCCAAUGGUUCAGAGUCUUGAGGUUGCAAUCGAAUUGUUUACCAAAUUGGCAUCUUGUAGAUCCAUUGGGGAAGCUCUUCUUUGUGAGGGGUUUUUGCCCAAGUUUCGUGGGUUAUUGAAUUGUGGAGUUGCAAAUGUGCGAAUUGCUGCUGCUGGGGCUGUUUACGAGUUGGGUUUUAGCUCAAAAACGAGAAAAGAGAUUGGAGAUGCUGGAAUUAUACCUCCAUUGAUUAGCAUGUUGGAUGCCAAGGCUGUUGAAGAAAAAGAAAUAGCUGCAAAGACAUUGUCUUCCCUUAUGCUUUAUGCGGGCAAUAGGAAAAUUUUUGUCAAGGAGGAGAAGGCCAUAGAGUGUACAGUUCAACUUCUUGAUCAUUCAGAAAAUGAUCUUGACAAGAAGUACUUGAUAUCUAUUCUAUAUUCAAUUGUGAAUUCAACGAGGGCUAGGAAACAAAUUGUAGAUGCUGGGGCUUUAGCUCAUCUGCUGAAACUUAUGGAGGUACAUGUCGAUGGGGCCAAGAAGCUUUAUGAAAGUCUUCGUCGAAAUAACACUUGGAGUGUGUUUGCCAGAAGAAAAUGAGGAUAUUUCUCGGAAGAUAUUUUUAUUAUAGGACAAAGACUGUUGCCUCUGUUUCAGCAAGAGCAUUAAAACCAAGCCUGUUUUUGGUACACUUGGUUUGCCCUAGAUGUUUGGUUUGGUUUGGUUAAUCAAUCUCUCAAAAUGUAUUUGCAGACGACUUGGAAGUUAGAAGGGGCCAGAUGUUUGGUUUGAUUUGGUUAAACAAUCUCUUAAAAUCUUUUUGCCAAUGAUGUAUACCUCAGAAGGGGCUAGAUGGUACCAAUCGUUUACUUGAACACAACUUUCCUGACGUUUGUCUUUGUAAAUUACUUAUUUAAGCACUCUUCUCUUGCUUGUAACCCAUCAUUUAUAGGUGAUAAUUUUGUCUACGCAGUUGUUUGACAGAGAAUAGGAUGUUGAUUGUAGAUGUUGUAGAUUUGUUCCAAACUGCUAUAACUUUGUCUCAUUCAUUCUUGUCCUGGACGCAUUAUGUUUCUUUUAAGUUUUUCAAUAAAAGCAUUUGAAAAUUGUGGCCC